Molecule: messenger RNA, 1613 nt
Organism: Microstroma glucosiphilum
Lineage: Eukaryota; Fungi; Basidiomycota; Exobasidiomycetes; Microstromatales; Microstromataceae
Exons: 3
Coding region: 147-1502 (451 amino acids)
Biological process (GO): glycolipid biosynthetic process
Cellular component (GO): mitochondrion; lipid droplet; plasma membrane
Source: RefSeq, a predicted model, not a curated record
UCAUGACCAUCUCGUUGCUCCCUACUUAGCCAUAUUUUGCAUCCUCUUCAGAGCUGUCCGGUAUCCUUUCUCCUCAAUCAGAUCUCCUUUGUAUAGCCAGUCUCAUCAUCGUCACUCGUCACUCAUCUGCUCCUCAGUCUGUCAUCAUGGCGCCUCCUUCCUCACGUACAUCGCUCACCGUCUUCGGAGCUACGGGGUUCACCGCCCGCUUCAUCAUCCAAACCAUCGUCGAGCAGGCACCGUCCAUCCUGCGUGAGGACCCAAACUUCACAUGGUCGAUCGCUGGGAGGAAGAAGGAAAGUCUAGACAAGAUCGUAGCUGGACUUCAGGGAAAGGUGUCUUCGUCAUUCCUACCCAAGGCGGUAGUGGCCGAUGUCAAGGAUCAGAUUAGCCUACAGAGGAUGGCCGAGGGAACGCAGUUGGUGAUGAACUGCGUUGGCCCUUACGCCUUUCUUGGAGAGCCUGUCAUCAAGGCGGUUCUCAGCGCCAGUGAAUCUUUGCGGUCGUCGGACGAGGCGCCGACGGACUACAUUGAUCUAUGCGGAGAGCCAGCUUGGAUCGAGGAGAUGGUGCUGCGCUACCAGGAGCGAGCAUCUCGGCUGGGAUGCUCCAUCAUUCAUGCUGCUGCCUUCGACUCGGUCCCCUCUGACCUUGGUCUGCUUUACCUGAAGCAGCAACUGAUUCGCAAGGGUGCUACUCCUACUAGCGCUGAGGUGUUCGUCAGACUCAGGGCCGCUCCACAGGCCGGCAUGGGCAUUCACUACGCUACCUAUGAAGCUGCAGUCAAUGGCUUUUCCACGCGUAAGCAGCUCGGAGCUGUGAGGAAGCAGCUGUACAGCAAGCUGCCAAAGGUCAAGCCGAGUCCCGUCGAGCAGGGACUUGGUAGUGGUCUGCCCUCCCGGAAGGGUAGUCUAGGAGGCAUGAUCAAUUAUGUCGAGGAGCAAGGUGUCUACGUGAUACCGUUCUUCUUUGCCGACCCCUCCAUUGUGCGUCUGGGGCAGAGCCUUGACGCUCACCACUCCAACGGCGUUCCUCCAGUGCAAUUUGCAUUCUGGAUUGCUAUCCCAAGCCUACCCAUGCUCCUUCUGACAAUCACUGCGCUAACUUUAUUCGGUCUGAUGGCCAGCUUCUCGCUCGGUAAGUCUCUCUUGUUGAAGUACCCAAGGGUGUUCAGCGCUGGCACGGUCAGUCACGAGGGCCCCUCGCAGGCGCAACUGGACGGAUCAAGCUUCACAACCACUCUCAUCGGCAGAGGUUACUCCGAGAACGCUGUCAAGGACAAGGCCAGCGGGCCCGACGUCAAGUCCAUCGUGCGCGUCUCCGGCCCCGAAGUAGGUUAUGUCGCUACACCGAUCAUCUUCGUGGGCGUUGCCAGAACUAUUCUUCGAGAGAGAGAACGCGUGCUCAAUGGAACACUCACUCCGGCCACGGCGCUCGGACAGACGGGGUUAGUGGACAAAUUGAAUGCAGAGGGCAAGGUCAGUUUCUCCGUUGUAGAGUAAGGCCGCUUGGUAGUGUCCUUCUGCACUCCUGCAGCGCACUCAUGUACCCGAUCGAAGGGCGGCCAUAUCUAUCUCCGUCGCAAUCUCCACUUCGCGCCCGAUGUGUGAACC